This is a messenger RNA of Syngnathus acus (greater pipefish), 2780 nucleotides long. It is a transcript of the gene klhl12, whose product is annotated as kelch-like family member 12. Gene Ontology annotation, molecular function: protein binding. The transcript is spliced from 13 exons. Bases 328 to 2124 code for a protein of 598 amino acids. Lineage: Eukaryota; Metazoa; Chordata; Actinopteri; Syngnathiformes; Syngnathidae. The record is from RefSeq and is a predicted model, not a curated record.
CGCGCACGCACGACGUAGUGAUGUAGUGUUUACGUCCAGCCAGCCAGUGGAUUGUCACUGCAGCGCGACCCUCCAUCUAGACACUUCUAGUGUUCUUUUGAUAUUUUCUUAAUAGUGAUGCGCGAGGAUGUGCAUAUUUCCAACAUGGAAUGACUGUAUUUAUAUUUUUUCUCCAGGCUGUCUUGCAGCAACAACUGGAACAAGGGACACUGAUGCUAAAGCUAGCUAGCAGCGCUACUUAGCUAGAGGCUUUGAAGCAGCUUUAACACGGCGACAGCUUUUGCGUGGCGUCGGCGUUAAGCCUUCAGCUGUCGUCGGCUGUAACUGAUGUGUAGCUAUAGUUACUGCCUCCCAGUGGUGGAAAAAGUAUUCAAAUCUUUUAACGAUUCCUUGAGUGGUCUGAGAGCUCUGAGCUGCUCUCCAGGCAGUAUGGCCCCCAAGGACAUCAUGACCAAUUCCCAUGCCAAAUCCAUCCUUAAUGCCAUGAACUCUCUCCGCAAGAGCAGCACACUUUGCGAUAUAACAUUAAGGGUGGAAAAUACUGAUUUUCCAGCUCACCGGAUUGUAUUAGCAGCCUGCAGUGACUAUUUCUGUGCCAUGUUCACCAGUGAGCUUGCAGAAAAGGGAAAAUCCUUUGUAGACAUCCAGGGGCUGACUGCAUCCACAAUGGAGAUCUUGUUGGACUUUGUCUAUACAGAGACAGUGCAAGUUACGGUGGAGAACGUGCAAGAGCUGCUCCCUGCAGCAUGCUUGCUGCAACUUAAAGGGGUGAAACGAGCAUGUUGUGAUUUUUUGGAGAGCCAACUUGAUCCAACCAAUUGUCUGGGAAUCCGCGACUUUGCCGAAACACACAAUUGCCUCGACCUGAUGCAAGCUGCUGAGCUCUUUUCCCAGAAGCAUUUCUCUGAGGUGGUUCAACAUGAAGAGUUCAUGCUGCAGAGCCAGACAGAAGUGGAAAAGCUUAUAAAAUGUGAUGAAAUCCAAGUAGACUCAGAGGAGCCGGUAUUCGAAGCUGUGCUAAACUGGGUCAAACACAACCGAAAAGAGCGAGAGCCUUAUUUGCCAGACAUGCUGGAGUUUGUCCGGAUGCCAUUGCUGACCCCCCGCUAUAUCACAGACGUCAUUGAUGCAGAGCCCCUGAUUCGCUGCAGCCUGCCUUGUCGAGACCUUGUGGAUGAAGCCAAGAAAUUCCACCUGAGACCAGAGUUGAGAAGCGAGAUGCAAGGCCCACGCACACAAGCUAGAUUAGGUGCCAAAGAAGUCCUUUUGGUGAUUGGCGGCUUUGGCAGCCAGCAAUCACCGAUUGACAUUGUGGAGAAAUAUGAUCCGAAAACUCAGGAGUGGACUUUCCUACCAAACAUUGCGAGAAAGCGGCGUUACGUUGCCACCGUGUCUCUCCACGAUCGAGUCUAUGUGAUUGGAGGUUUUGACGGACGGUCCAGGCUCAGCUCCGUGGAGUGUCUGGACUACACGGCAGACGAGGAUGGCGUUUGGUACACUGUCGCCACCAUGAAUGUGCGCCGUGGCCUAGCUGGAGCCACAACGCUUGGAGACAUGAUCUAUGUUGCCGGCGGUUUUGACGGCAGCCGGCGUCACACCAGCAUGGAGCGAUAUGACCCAAACAUCGACCAGUGGAGCAUGCUGGGAGAUAUGCAGACAGCUCGAGAAGGCGCUGGUCUGGUGGUGGCCAGUGGACUGAUAUAUUGUCUUGGAGGCUAUGAUGGACUUAAUAUACUGAAUUCAGUGGAGCGAUACGACCCCCACACGGGCCACUGGACGAGCGUCACCCCAAUGGCCACUAAGCGCUCAGGGGCAGGCGUGGCUUUACUCAAUGACCACAUAUACGUGGUGGGAGGCUUUGAUGGGGUUGCCCACCUGGAUUCUGUUGAGGUCUAUAACAUCAGAACCGACUUUUGGACCACCGUGGCUAGCAUGACCACACCUCGAUGCUAUGUAGGAGCAACUGUCCUCAGAGGACGACUGUAUGCCAUCGCUGGAUAUGACGGAAACUCUCUUCUCAGCAGUAUCGAAUGUUACGAUCCGGUGAUCGAUUCCUGGGAGGUGGUUACCUCCAUGGUGACGCAACGGUGCGACGCAGGAGUCUGUGUUCUGCGAGAAAAGUAAUUUUUGCUUGAGAAAUACGUCAACCACAAGUGGGACAGUCCCAUGAAGAAAAUGCAGGCAGCAGGCAGCUCGACUUGGCUACAAUGCCAGUAGAACAGACAUUUGUUUUUCUUUUUAUAUUCAGCUGCCCGAUGAAGGGAAUUUCCAAAAACUAAGCUCUCAUUGGUUGGACAUUCAACCCUCCGCCACUUCAGAGGUGGAGCGCGGCCACGAAGGAUUUACGAAGAGCCCACCGCCACCUGCAUGACCCUCUUGAGUGGCGCUGGUGUUUAUCUGUGAGAUUAUUUUUGUCCUCAAAGUGCAAUAUAUUAGUACACAUCAUCAGAAAGAGAUGCUGCUAAACGCCUUAUGACUCUAGCUUGCGUCGCACGGUGAACAUUCACGUUGCCUCUCGGUUUAAUGGGCCGUUUGCUUGUUGCUUAGCAUUUGCCAGGUUAUGAGCAACCCUCUUUAGCAUUCUCUUUGUAAGACUCGGAUGCCUAAAAUGACUUCAUACACAUUUAAGAUAGAGUUUUAGAAAAGAACUGAAUUAUUUUCUCUUUGAUUCGUGACCUCUAUUUGAGGUACGCGUCAUUUGUUUCCCUCAAGCAUUUCAAGUUGAAUAUGUUUACUUCAAUACUGUUGCUCGGAAAGACAAUAAACAGUAAAUCUAAAGU